Molecule: messenger RNA, 582 nt
Organism: Botrytis deweyae
Lineage: Eukaryota; Fungi; Ascomycota; Leotiomycetes; Helotiales; Sclerotiniaceae
Exons: 1
Coding region: 1-582 (193 amino acids)
Source: RefSeq, a predicted model, not a curated record
AUGACUCUCCUAAAAAUCCAAGUCAGCAUGCACGAAGCGAGUCAACCGGGUGGAAUACUAAAAGACUUAAAAUGGUGGCAUUUUUCCAUGACGAAUCAUGAUUUUUUGCUCGCGGCUAUGAUUAUGUGUUUAGAUUUGAAUACGAAUCAAAGAACAGAUCCACGGAGUGGGGGCAUGAGUUAUUGUGCUGUUGCUGAAAGUAAAAAAUUAGAGGCGUUGAUCAGGGCGAGAGACAUUUGGAGGGAGGUUGAAGGGAAUUGUAAGGAUGCUAAAAGGGCAGUGGAUCUUUUGGGAAGUUUGAUCAAGAGGUUGACGGUAAAAGUACAAAAUAAUGUUGUGUUGAAUGUAAACCCGGAUUGUGUCAAACAGCCUCCUAUUGUUACGACUAUCAACGAGGCGAAUGCGGAAGUGAUUGGUAAUUCGGUACCAAUGUAUACAGAUAUCUCUGUGCCGAUGAUUUUCGCGAACCAGGACGAUAGCUUCAAUGAUAUAAGUAUGAUUCCAGAAAAUAUGUUCGAUACAGGAGGAAUUUUUGGAACCUUUGAGAACAAGUCGAUGUACCGGGAGAUUUUGAUUGGGUGA